UUACCAAGCGGUCGCCGGGCUGAUGACAUAAAAGCCGGGUUCCGGAAAACGCCAGUCGCAGGCGUGCUGCUGAGGCGUGAGUAUGGCGUCUCGCGGCCGGCGUCCGGAGCAUGGUGGACCACCGGAGCUGUUUUAUGAUGAGAAAGAAGCCCGGAAAUACGUUCGCAAGUGAGGGGAGCCCGAGUACUGCGCGGUGUCCGGGGGUCGGGAAGCGCUCACGGAUGAUUGAUAUCCAGACCAGGAUGGCUGGGCGAGCACUGGAGCUUCUUUAUCUGCCAGAGAAUAAGCCCUGUUACCUGCUGGAUAUUGGCUGUGGCACUGGGCUGAGUGGAAGUUAUCUCUCAGAUGAAGGGCACUAUUGGGUGGGCCUGGAUAUCAGCCCUGCCAUGCUGGAUGAGGCCGUGGACCGAGAGAUAGAGGGAGACCUACUGCUGGGCGAUAUGGGCCAGGGCAUCCCAUUCAAGCCGGGCACAUUUGACGGUUGCAUCAGCAUUUCUGCUGUGCAGUGGCUGUGUAAUGCUAACAAGAAGUCUGAAAACCCUGCCAAGCGCCUGUACUGCUUUUUUGCUUCUCUUUUUUCUGUUCUCGUCCGGGGAUCCCGAGCUGUCCUGCAGCUAUACCCUGAGAACUCAGAGCAGUUGGAGCUGAUCACAACCCAGGCCACAAAGGCGGGCUUCUCCGGUGGCAUGGUGGUGGACUACCCUAACAGUGCCAAAGCAAAGAAAUUCUACCUCUGCUUGUUUUCUGGGCCUUCGACCUUUAUACCAGAGGGGCUGAGUGAAAAUCAGGAUGAAGAUGAACCCAGGGAGUCUGUGUUCACCAAUGAGAGGGUCCCAUUCAGGAUGUCGCGGCGGGGAAUGGUGAGGAAGAGCCGGGCAUGGGUGCUGGAGAAGAAGGAGCGGCACAGGCGCCAGGGCAGGGAAGUCAGACCUGACACCCAGUACACUGGCCGCAAGCGCAAGCCCCGCUUCUAAGUCACCCCACAGUUCUGGACAGGCACUUGCCUCUGUACUUUUCUAUAUUGUUCAGCUGACAAAGUAGUAUUUUAGAAAAGUUCUAAAGUUCUGAAAAUGUUUUCUGCAGUAAAAAAAAAAAAAAAAGUACUCUGGGCUGGGCGUGGUGGCUCACACCUGUAAUCCCAGCACCUUGGGAGGCUGAGGCGGGAGGAUCAUUUGAGGCCAGGAGUUUAAGACGUGCCUGGGCAACAUAAUGAGACUUCGUUUCUAGGGGGGGAAAAAAAAAGCUCUGAGAGCAUCUUAUUUUGUUUAAAAGCAAGAAAUAAAAAUUCCUUUUGUGGA
Molecule: messenger RNA, 1298 nt
Organism: Chlorocebus sabaeus (green monkey)
Lineage: Eukaryota; Metazoa; Chordata; Mammalia; Primates; Cercopithecidae
Source: RefSeq, a predicted model, not a curated record